AUGAUAGAGCUCAGGAGCCUGUUCCACAUCAUCAGCCUGUUCUACACUAUCAGCCUAUUCUACAUCAUCAGCCUGUUCCACACCAUCAGCCUGUUCUACAUCAUCAGCCUGUUCCACACCAUCAGCCUGUUCUACACUAUCAGCCUGUUCUACACCAUCAGCCUGUUCUACACUAUCAGCCUGUUCUACACCAUCAGCCUGUUCUACACUAUCAGCCUGUUCUACACUAUCAGCCUGUUCUACAUCAUCAGCCUGUUCUACGCCAUCAGCCUGUUCCACAUCAUCAGCCUGUUCUACACCAUCAGCUUGUUCCACAUUAUCAGCCUGUUCUACACCAUCAGCCUGUUCUACACUAUCAGCCUGUUCUACAUCAUCAGCCUGUUCUACGCCAUCAGCCUGUUCCACAUCAUCAGCCUGUUCUACACUAUCAGCCUGUUCUACAUCAUCAGCCUGUUCUACGCCAUCAGCCUGUUCCACAUCAUCAGCCUGUUCUACACCAUCAGCUUGUUCCACAUUAUCAGCCUGUUCUACACCAUCAGCCUGUUCUACACUAUCAGCCUGUUCUACACCAUCAGCAUCUUCCACAUUAUCAGCCUGUUCUACACCAUCAGCCUGUUCUACACUAUCAGCCUGUUCUACACCAUCAGCAUCUUCUACACUAUCAGCCUGUUCUACACUAUCAGCCUGUUCUACACUAUCAGCCUGUUCUACACUAUCAGCAUGUUCUACACUAUCAGCCUGUUCUACAUCAUCAGCCUAUUCUACACUAUCAGCCUGUUCCACAUUAUCAGCCUGUUCUACACUAUCAGCCUGAUCUACAAUAUCAGCCUAUUCUACACCAUCAGCCUGUUCUACACUAUCAGCCUGUUCUACACUAUCAGCCUGUUCUACACUAUCAGCCUGUUCUACACUAUCAGCCUGUUCUACACUAUCAGCCUGUUCUACACUAUCAGCCUGAUCUACAAUAUCAGCCUAUUCUACACCAUCAGCCUGUUCUACACUAUCAGCCUGUUCUACACUAUCAGCCUGUUCUACACUAUCAGCCUGUUCUACACUAUCAGCCUGUUCUACACUAUCAGCCUGUUCUACACUAUCAGCCUGUUCUACAAUAUCAGCCUGUUCUACACUAUCAGCCUGUUAUACACUAUCAGCCUGUUCUACACUAUCAGCCUGUUCCACAUUAUCAGCAGUGCAACGUCUGAAUAA
Messenger RNA from Salvelinus fontinalis (brook trout), 1206 nucleotides. RefSeq names its product NADH-quinone oxidoreductase subunit N-like. The transcript has 2 exons. NCBI's taxonomy places the organism in Eukaryota, Metazoa, Chordata, Actinopteri, Salmoniformes, Salmonidae. Bases 1 to 1206 code for a protein of 401 amino acids. The record is from RefSeq and is a predicted model, not a curated record.